Caenorhabditis briggsae is the source of this 825-nucleotide messenger RNA. Gene Ontology annotation, biological process: protein dephosphorylation. Bases 1 to 825 code for a protein of 274 amino acids. The transcript is spliced from 5 exons. NCBI's taxonomy places the organism in Eukaryota, Metazoa, Nematoda, Chromadorea, Rhabditida, Rhabditidae. The record is from RefSeq and is a predicted model, not a curated record. Gene Ontology annotation, molecular function: protein tyrosine phosphatase activity.
AUGAACACGAAGGAGCUCCCGGACGCAAGAAGAAGUCAAAGGGAAGAGAACGGAGUGAGAGAGGAAAAAGGAAAGAAGAAUCAGAGUGAGCGAGGAAAGAAGAAGAAGGUGACAGAAACAGCAUCGAGGGCUACAACUGGAACUACUGGAAGUGGUGGAUGCAUUGGAUUGCUGAUCAAUGGAGAAGGAUGCAACACGGGCCUGAUCGCCUGCGCGUUCAAAGACCUUCGAAACGAGAAGCCUUCUCUAAAUUUUUGCACUUCUUUCAAGAACAACAUGCAGAAGGUCCGAGCUCCUGACUUUGUCAAGCUGACUCAUGCUCCAGAUAACUUUAUCUGUGCAGCUAAAGUGGUUGUUCCAGAAUUUAACCGAACAAUGAUAAUCACACAAGUUCCCGAUGUCUCUACUCCUGUUAAUAUUGAAGACUUCUGGAGAAUGAUAUUUCAGGAAGAAGUCCACUCAGUUGUUCUCGCUAUCAUACCACUGGAAUGUUCGGUGACCCUCCAGCAGAUGUUUCCAAUUCUAAGUGGAACAUUUGCCAAUCAUGGCAAAAUGUUUCUGAACAACAAGAAAGUUGAUUCAACGGUUGCCAUGACUGCUUACACAUUGGAGAUUCUGCCAGACGAAUGCUCGAAUUCCUUGUUUACCACAGUCUAUCAUCUUCAUAACUGGAAGCAGAAGAGAGGAUUGGAUAAUGUUGGAGACCUGGUUUCUACAGUUGAGAAGGUUCUCAAGACUAAUGAGAACACAGUGAUGAUGAGUAUGAGCGGAAUGGGUCGUGCUGGAACGAUGCUUGCUCUUUUCACUUCAAUGCUUCAUGUUUAA